CCCGCCCCAUCAACACGCCCUUCCUUCCUUCCCAUUCCCAUCCUCUUCCCCUUAAACCACAGCAGCGCCGCCACCGCCGCCCCUCCUCGCCGGAGGAAAGCGCCAUGGAUCGGUACCAGCGGGUGGACAAGCCGCGGCCCGAGGCCGCUGCCAUCAGCGAGAACGAGAUCCGCAUCACCACCCAGGGCCUCAUCCGCAACUACAUCACCUACGCCACCUCCCUCCUCCAGCAGGAAAAACAGGUGAAAGAAAUUGUGUUGAAGGCUAUGGGACAGGCUAUUAGCAAGACAGUGGCUAUCGCUGAGAUCAUAAAGAAGAGGAUUCCUGGGUUGCAUCAAGAUACAUUAAUCAGUUCGAUCAGUAUUACUGAUGUAUGGGAGCCCAUCGAAGAAGGCCUUGUACCAUUGGAGAUGACUCGUCAUGUUUCAAUGAUCUCAAUUUCCUUAUCGCCUAAGGAGCUUAACAAGAAUUCACCUGGGUAUCAAGCUCCGCUGCAUUCAGAACCACUUAAGCCAAAAAGAUACCAGCAACCUCAGCAGUAUCAACAGCACCAGCCAAGACAAAAUCAAGGUCAAACAGAUUCAUAUGGACGCGGCCGUGGUAGAGGCAGGGGGCGAGGUAGGGGCUGGGGUGGCAGGGGUGGGUAUGGUGGAGGCUAUGGUGGAUAUGAUAACAAGCAAGGAGGCUAUGGUGGAUAUGAUAACAACCAAGGAGGUUAUGGCAGAUAUGGACACCAAGGGGGUUAUGGACAUCAAGGUGGAUAUGGCAGUCAGGGAGGAUAUGGCCACAACCAAGGUGGUUAUGGGGGGUAUGGUUACAACCAAGGUGGAUAUGAAGGAUAUGAAAAUGGUGGCUGGAACUACAACCGUAACAGAGGUGGUGGUGGUGGUGAUGGCAGCCGAGGAAGAGGCAACUGGGGGGGAUAUGGUGGUCCUGGAUAUGAACGUGGUGGCAGAGGUGCAGGUGGCCCCGGCGGCAGGGGCUAUGUGCGAGGACAUGGACGAAUGGGUGGUUUCCGUGGGCGGGGCAACCAAAACUAUUAGAUCAUCUAACCCGGUCAUGGGGUGCUGUAUUGCAAACAAAAACGAAAAAUAAAUAUAAGGGCGCUAUCCAUGGAUGGAACUGUAGUUCUGUUUCCUAGUCCUCCCAGUUUUUAGUAUAAUCGCCAAUGGUCUGUGCCAUUGCUUCAAUUCUGUGGGAUUUUGACGAGAAUGUUAAGUUUUUCCUGUGACACCUUUCCUGUAUUUAAGAGUGCAUUUUUUGAUAGUUUACCAGUUUCCAGAUCA
Messenger RNA from Phragmites australis (common reed), 1286 nucleotides. RefSeq lists its product as uncharacterized. The transcript is spliced from 8 exons. The record is from RefSeq and is a predicted model, not a curated record. Bases 105 to 1043 code for a protein of 312 amino acids. Gene Ontology annotation, molecular function: RNA binding. NCBI's taxonomy places the organism in Eukaryota, Viridiplantae, Streptophyta, Magnoliopsida, Poales, Poaceae.